Terrapene triunguis (Three-toed box turtle) is the source of this 2942-nucleotide messenger RNA. RefSeq names its product zinc finger protein GLI1-like. NCBI's taxonomy places the organism in Eukaryota, Metazoa, Chordata, Testudines, Emydidae. The record is from RefSeq and is a predicted model, not a curated record. Gene Ontology annotation, cellular component: nucleus. The annotation marks the transcript as partial. The transcript has 3 exons. Gene Ontology annotation, molecular function: RNA polymerase II cis-regulatory region sequence-specific DNA binding; DNA-binding transcription factor activity, RNA polymerase II-specific. Gene Ontology annotation, biological process: regulation of transcription by RNA polymerase II; smoothened signaling pathway.
AAGCCGUACGUCUGCAAGAUCCCCGGCUGCACCAAGCGCUACACAGACCCCAGCUCCCUGCGCAAGCACGUCAAGACGGUGCACGGCCCCGACGCCCACGUCACCAAGAAGCAUCGGGGCGACACGGUGCUGAGCCGGGCGCUGGCUGCCCCGGGGGGCCCCGCAGACAUGAAGCAGGAGAAGGAGGGAGGCUGCCCCGGCGAGGGCAGGAAGGACGAGGGGAAGCUGAUGGUGCCCGAGGCCACCUUGAAGCCCCAGCCCAGUCCCGGUGGGCAGUCGUCCUGCAGCAGCGAGCGCUCACCCCUGGGCAGCGCCAACAACAACGACAGCGGGGUGGAGAUGAACGCCAACCCGGGCGGCAGCUUCGAGGACCUGUCCACGCUGGAGGACCCCUCGCCGGGGGAGCCCAUGGGCGCCUCGGGGCUCUCGGCCCUGCGCCGCCUGGAGAACCUCCGCAUCGACAAGUUCAAGCACCUGCGGAAGCCCCCGCCCGGCAAGGGCCUGAAGCUGCCGGCCAUCCCUGGCACCGGCCCCCCCGGGGAGAUGCCCAGCCUGUGCGGCCCACCCCCCGCGGUCUCCCACCGCCGCGUCCUGGAGCUGUCCGCCAGCGACCUGGCCUCCGCGCCCCCGCUGAGCGAGCGCCGGGCCAGCACCUCCAGCACCGUCAGCUCGGCCUACACCGUCAGCCGCCGCUCCUCGCUGGCCUCGCCCUACCCGAGGGCCGCCGAGGGGCCGGGGGGGCUCCCCAGCAGCCUGGGCUUGGCCGAGGCCUACGACCCCAUCUCCCCCGACGCCUCCCGGCGCUCCAGCGAGGCCAGCCACUGCGGGGGGCUGCCGGGCCUGACGCCGGCCCAGCAGUACCACCUCAAAGCCAAGUAUGCCACGGCCACGGGCGGCCCCCCGCCCACCCCGUUGCCCAGCAUGGAGCGGGGGGCCCUGAGUGGCAGGACGGGGUUCCCCGGGGAGUACCCGGGCCCAGCCGUGCCGUCCUUCCUGGCCAACGGCUCGCUGCGACGGCACAGCACCAACGAGUACCCCGGCUACAGCCUCCACCCACCCGGCGGCCGGCGGGCCAGUGACCCCGCCCGGACGGCGGCCGAGCCGCACGCCGCGCCCAGCGUGCAGCGCUACAAGAGCGUGGGUAACGUGAGCGCGUCGGCCGUGGGCAGGGCCGGCUUGCAGCCCCUCGGGGGCACCGACGCCAGCCUGCAGCGCCACCUCUUCUCCCCUCGCCCGCCCAGCAUCAGCGAGAACGUCUUCCUGGAGAGCGUGGCCAUGGAGGGGCCCGGGGAGACCAGCCUGCUGGAGAUGGAGCAGUACCUGGGCUACCCGGAGCAGGGCUUCCAGUGCCAGGCGCCGGGCAUGGAGCUGCAGGGGGAGGGCGCCUAUAUCGGUGCCCACAGGACCAUGGGGGGCAUGCAGCUGAGCCCAGGUGCCCACGGGGAGCUGGAGGGGGGCCUGGGGCAGCCCGAUUUCUCGCUCCCCCAGUGCCAGGUGAACCAGCACUUCCAGGGCAUGCGCCCACCCGAUGCCAGCAUCCCGGUGCCCUGGGAUGAGGCCGCCCCGGGGAGCCUGGAGAUGAACCCCAUGGUGCCCAGCCCGGUGGGCAGCCGGCAUUGCCACCACCAGUACCCGGCUCCCGGCGCCUGCGAGCCGCAGCCCAAGCACAUGGGCAUGUGCCACCCGGGCGGGUUCGCCGGCGGGCAGCAGUUCGGCGAGCUGCAGAUCAAAGCCGAGCUGACCCCCUGCCAGAACGUGCAGCCGCCGCCAGCAGCUGCGUUCGGCCAGGCCAGGGCCAUGGCGGCCGCCCCCGGCAGCGGGUACCAGGCCGAGCCCCAGCAGGGCUCCUGCUUUGCCAUGACCCCCCCGGGCAGGCGGCCCCAGACCCCCAUGCUGCAGGUCAAGGAGCUGAUGGUGCGGAAUUACGUGCAGUCCCAGCAGGCGCUGAUGUGGGGGGAGCAGCCGCAGCCCCCCCCGAAGGCCGGGGAGCCCAUGAUGGGGCUGGGCGGGGUGCCCGGGCACAGCCAGCCCCUGCGGCACCCCCCGGCGCCCCAGGCGUACCUCAGCCCCAAGUAUGCCGGCUACCCAGCCAAGCCAGGGCACCCCCUGGGCCCGCCCGAGAACCGGGCCCUGGCCAGCCAGUGCUUCAACCCCGAGCUGGUGCCCCACCCGCCCGGCGGGCCCAAGCCCCCGGCCAGGCAGAACAGCCUGGGCUACAUGGGCAGCCCAGGCCAGCCCAGUCCCUCCUGCGAGCCCCUGGAGGCCAGUCCCCGUAGGCUGCUGCGGCUGCCCCCCCUGCACGCCCCGCCCGAGGGCCCCGCCGAGGCGGCCAUGCUGUUCUACCCAGGGCAGGGCCCCGUGCAGCCGGGGAAGGGCGCCCAGGGGCACCAGCCGGCUAGCUGCGGGGGCCAGGAUCCCGGCAGGCCGUUCGCCCCCGGCCUGGAGAACCUCAAGCCUGACUCCUUCCCCUACCUGGCAUCAGAGGGGCAGGUCUCCAACAGCCUGGACUCGCUGGACUUGGAGAACACGCACCUGGACUUCACGGCCAUCCUGGACGACCCGGAGCCCCCGGCCCUGAGCCCCGCCCGGCUGCCCCCGCCCGGGCCCCCCAACAUGGCCGUCGGAGACAUGAGCUCCAUGCUGAGCUCGCUGGCUGGGGAGAGCCACUUCCUCAACACCCUGUCCUAAGGCCCCCGCGCCUCCCCGGGCACCCACCCCCAGCGGGCAGGAGACGCCCGCCUCGACGGGCUGCCCAGUGCCCUAAUACAGGACCCCCCACGCCCGGGAGAAGGGGCCCCCCGACUGGCCGGUGUCUCACCGUGGGGAUGGGACACUCCUAGCUAUUCGGCAGCCACCCAUCUGUCCGUCCUUCCAUCAGUCCCUACGUCCAUCCAUCUUUCCACUCAUCCACCCACCCAUCCGUCCAUCCCUCCCUCCAUCCU